This is a messenger RNA of Cynocephalus volans (Philippine flying lemur), 2192 nucleotides long. RefSeq names its product inhibin subunit beta B (gene INHBB). NCBI's taxonomy places the organism in Eukaryota, Metazoa, Chordata, Mammalia, Dermoptera, Cynocephalidae. The record is from RefSeq and is a predicted model, not a curated record. Bases 1 to 1206 code for a protein of 401 amino acids. The transcript has 2 exons. Gene Ontology annotation, molecular function: cytokine activity; growth factor activity. Gene Ontology annotation, cellular component: extracellular region.
AUGGACGGGCUGCCCGGUCGGGCGCUGGGGGCCGCCUGCCUUCUGCUGCUGGUGGCCGGCUGGCUGGGGCCCGAGGCCUGGGGCUCUCCCACGCCCCCCCCGCCGCCCCCGCCGCCCGGAGCUCCCGGCGACUCGCAGGACACCUGUACGUCGUGCGGCGGCUUUCGGCGGCCGGAGGAGGUGGGCCGGGUGGACGGUGACUUCCUGGAGGCGGUGAAGCGGCACAUCUUGAGCCGCUUGCAGAUGCGCAGCCGGCCCAACAUCACGCACGCCGUGCCCAAGGCCGCCAUGGUCACGGCUCUGCGUAAGCUGCACGCGGGCAAGGUGCGCGAGGACGGCCGCGUGGAGAUCCCGCACCUCGACGGUCACGCCAGCCCGGGCGCCGACGGCCAGGAGCGCGUCUCCGAAAUCAUCAGCUUUGCCGAGACAGAUGGCCUCGCCUCCUCCCGGGUCCGCCUGUACUUCUUUAUCUCCAACGAAGGCAACCAGAACCUGUUUGUGGUCCAGGCCAGCCUGUGGCUUUACCUGAAACUCCUGCCCUAUGUCCUGGAAAAGGGCAACCGGCGGAAGGUGCGGGUCAAGGUGUACUUCCAGGAGCAGGGCCAUGGUGACAGGUGGAAUGUGGUGGAGAAGAAGGUGGACCUCAAGCGCAGUGGCUGGCACACUUUCCCGCUCACGGAGGCCAUCCAGGCAUUGUUCGAGCGUGGUGAGCGGCGCCUCAACCUGGAUGUGCAGUGCGACAGCUGCCAGGAGCUGGCCGUGGUGCCAGUGUUCGUGGACCCUGGUGAGGAGUCACACCGGCCCUUUGUGGUGGUGCAGGCCCGGCUGGGUGACAGCAGGCACCGCAUUCGCAAGCGAGGCCUAGAGUGCGACGGCCGGACCAACCUCUGUUGCAGGCAACAGUUCUUCAUCGACUUCCGCCUCAUUGGCUGGAAUGACUGGAUCAUCGCACCCACUGGCUACUACGGGAACUACUGUGAGGGCAGCUGCCCGGCUUACCUGGCAGGGGUCCCCGGCUCGGCCUCCUCCUUCCACACGGCUGUAGUGAACCAGUACCGCAUGCGGGGCCUGAACCCUGGCACGGUGAACUCCUGUUGCAUCCCCACCAAGCUGAGCACCAUGUCCAUGCUUUACUUCGAUGAUGAGUACAACAUCGUCAAGCGGGACGUGCCCAACAUGAUUGUGGAGGAGUGCGGCUGCGCCUGAUGGUGGCAGGCAGGGGCAUGGCAGUGGGGCACAGAGGACAGCCUCUAGGGAACAGGGGAUGCACUGCGGGCUGAGCGAGUUCAUUCCGUUGGGCUGCAGAGAUAGUGCCAGGGUGAGGCCUGCAAUAUUUUUCUACUUCAUAGAGCAACCAGUCUCCAACCAGAGUGAGAACCUGCAACUGACAUGAAAUACUUUAAAAUGCAAACGUAGCCACGCACAGCCAGACGCAUCCUGCCACCCACACAGCAGCCUCCAGGAUACCAGCAAAUGGAUGCGGUGACAAAUGGCAGCUUAGCUACAAAUGCCUGUCAGUUGGAGAGAAUGGGGUUAGCAGCCACUAUUCCCACCAGCUGGCCCGGCCACUCUGAAUCGCGCCUUCCAAGCACACAUAAAAGCACAAAGACAGAGACACUGAGAGAGAGAGAGGGACGGAGAGUGCCACGGACAGGAGACCCAGACGGGUGGGGAACGUGCGGGCAGGCAGAGGGCUGCAUGUCCCCUUGGCUUGUACCAGGCCUGCUCUGAGACCUCAGCAUCUCCUGGCUCAAACAUGUCUGCUUUCUCCGCUGCCUGGGAUCCUUCAUGCUCUAAUGCCAGAGAAGCCUGUCCUCAUAGAGAGAAGGAGGCCCAUAAAGGACACAACCUGUCAGAGACCAUGAAGCAGGGGCAAUGACCGCUUGACUGUCACUGGGUCCCUGAUAUGACUUGUGUGUGUGUUUAUUUUGGGGAUUGGGAGGGAGAGGCGAAGGGUCUUAAUUUGAUGCUUUAACUGAUCUCCAACAGUCUGACAGGUCAUUUGUGUCAGUUGUUUAUCUGAAAAGGGACUUUUUUUUUUUUUUUUUUUUAACCAGGUAAUGACCUUUUAAGUUAAAAUCUGAAUUGAUCUAAAUGGGAAGGAAAAAAGUUGCAAUCUCUGCCCUUCAUUGGGGACAUUCCUCUAGGACUGCUUGGGGGAGGGAUGGGAAUGACCCCCAGGCAAGGGGAUG